This is a messenger RNA of Mollisia scopiformis, 1596 nucleotides long. RefSeq lists its product as uncharacterized. The record is from RefSeq and is a predicted model, not a curated record. Gene Ontology annotation, cellular component: membrane. The transcript is spliced from 2 exons. Bases 1 to 1596 code for a protein of 531 amino acids. Gene Ontology annotation, molecular function: acyltransferase activity, transferring groups other than amino-acyl groups. Gene Ontology annotation, biological process: polysaccharide biosynthetic process. Lineage: Eukaryota; Fungi; Ascomycota; Leotiomycetes; Helotiales; Mollisiaceae.
AUGGAGACGUUGGCAGCUCUUUGGAGUCGAUAUGGGAGGAAAGAAAGGGGUCCUGAUGUCGAGUAUUCUCCUCUGCCAGUAACGCCCAGCAGAACCUCAGACGACGAACCUACUCGACCCCACGAAACACUACAUCGAAGGACCCCUUUCAUUACAUGGCAGACGACUCCCACCUUCGAGAUUUCCAUCAAUGUGUAUGCAAUAUGGCGUCUGCUGAUACCCUUAUUGUUGGCUCUUAUCCCAAGCUUCGUCUGGUCGAGAAGGAAACCGAGAAAAUUAUAUCCCACGAGCUAUUUGGACGGAUUGAGGGGUGUUGCAGCAUUGUUCGUGGUAUUCCACCACUAUGCAAUUAACUUCACAGCUUCUUCCCAAGACGGUUGGCAUACGGGCGAGCCGGGAUCUCACGAUUGGUUCUUCCUGUUUCCACUCGUGAGGGUCAUUCAUUCUGGACGAUUCAUGGUUAUAAUCUUCUUUAUCAUCUCAGGAAACGUGCUUUCGCUCCAAGUUCUGAAGCUGGCCAGAGCAGGAGAGAAGGAUAAACUUUUAGACUCGUUGGCUAGCUCGGUCUUUCGGAGAUGGAUUCGUCUGCACAUUCCAGUCAUUGCUUCGACGUUCAUUGCAUUUCUUUUAGCUAGAGGUGCUGUCUGGACGCUGUUACCGGGACAUUGGGACCAUACUGAGGUGGAGGCUGCACAACAUUUUGCGAGAUCACAGCCUCUGCCGUAUCCCGAGGGCACAUUCAUGGAGCAGUUCUGGGACUGGUUUGGAGAUGCCAUACAACUAUGUGAUCCAUUCCGCUUCGGCGCCCCCAGCAACUCGAAGUACAAUAUCAAUAAUUUAUGGACGAUCCCAGUGGAAUGGAUGGGUUCUAUGCUAGUCUUCGCCACAGUUCUGGGUAUAUCUCGAUGCAAGACGUGGGCAAAAGUCGGCUCUCUGUUACUCCUCAUAUACGUAGCUCACCACCACUCACGCUGGGAAUGGGCCACUUUUCUCAGCGGUACUCUCCUCGCGCAAGUCUCCUUAAUCCGCAACACUCAUCCCGGCCCCUCCAAGUUUGAAUUCAUCGACGAAAAGCUCCCAGAGAUCAAAGUCCCGCUUCAACUCUUGUCCAAAAUCUUCUGGACCCUCCUCUUCAUCGCAGGCCUCUACCUCGGUGCUCAACCCCAGAACCUCUCCUCCACCAGCCCAGGCUACAAAACCAUCAUGUCCUGGCUCCCAACCCAAUAUCUCCACAACCCCGACGGCUUCUGGCCCUGCAUCGGAGGCGUAAUCCUCAUUUUCGCCCUCGAAAAUGCUCCAUUCCUCCAAUCUAUCUUCACAACUUCGUUCGCGCAAUAUCUGGGCGAUAUCUCCUUCUCGUUGUAUAUGUUGCACGGCCAAGUCCUGUUCACAUUAGGGCAAUGGAUCGUCCCGAAGGCGAUGGAUAUCACGGGUGGAUGGGAGAAUGGCGGAUUCGGGUUUGGUGGGGGAUUGGUACUGGCUGGUACAGUGCUUUUGCCGGUUACGUUUUGGGUUAGUGAUUUGUUUUGGAGAGGGGUGGAUGUUAGGAGUGUGUGGUUUGCGAAGUGGGUUGGGGAUAGGUGCUUUUUGGAGUAG